Molecule: messenger RNA, 4722 nt
Organism: Neocloeon triangulifer
Lineage: Eukaryota; Metazoa; Arthropoda; Insecta; Ephemeroptera; Baetidae
Gene: sns
Product: nephrin
Exons: 17
Coding region: 195-4187 (1330 amino acids)
Molecular function (GO): protein binding
Source: RefSeq, a predicted model, not a curated record
CAGCCGAAGAGCUAACACACUUGGUGCUUGUACUGCGUGUGGCAGCAGCGACACCCCGACACACACACACACAUAUACACAUAGGACGCCGCAUCAAUUUAGUGACUUCCAUCGUGCCCAGUUCGAGCGAGCCCAGUGUGCCCAUUUCCGAUUAUUGACAGUGAUUGUUCCGUGAUGCGACUGUAGGCACGACCAUGAUGCCGUCGACACGAGUCCGCAUCCUUUUGACGGCCGCAUUCGCCCUCAUCUCAGUGGGCAGAUGCAGCGGUUUCACGCCGCAGAGCUUCAGCGUGUCGCCGGUCAACGUGAGCGUCCACGAGGGCAGCGAGGCACUGCUGCAGUGCCAAGUGGCGAAUCUCGCCGGCCAGGUGCAGUGGGUCAAAGACGGCCUCGCCCUUGGUUACGAAGCGACCAUCCCUGGCAGUCCGCGAUACUCCAUGAUCGGCGACCGCUCGAGCGGCGUCUUCAACCUGCGAAUCAUCAACGCCAGUCUAGACGACGACGCAGAUUUUGAGUGCCAAGUCAGCCCGGCGAAGGGUCACAAAGCGAUCCGCUCUGGCGCUAAGCUCACAGUUAUCGCUCCACCAACCGAGGUGGAAAUUGUAGGCCACCCGCGUAACUCCAAGAUCGAAGUGAACGAGAACCAGUCGCUGACACUUGAGUGCGUGGCGUACAACGCGAAACCACCGCCGACCAUCGUGUGGUAUCGCAACAAAGUGGAACUGCAAGGUUUGCUUGAAUAUCAAAACAACGUCGCCCUUACUAAUAGGGUCGAUUCUGUCGCAGGUGUAGAGCAAAAUCAGAUCGCCAACGAAGUACCAGACGCCAGCCACGCCAAGAGAUACAACGUCAAGAGCCGCAUCACCCUGAGCCCGUCAAAGGAAGACGAUUACACCGACUACACGUGCGAGGCGCGACACGAGGCGCUUGCCAAGGAGUACCCGCUGCGCACCGCCGUGCAGCUGUCAGUGUUGUACCCGCCCGGUGAGCCUCAUAUUGAGGGCUACACCGAAGGAGAGACCAUCCGCAGAGGCCAGCAGGUGGAGCUUUCUUGCCGGUCUAGAGGCGGAAACCCUCCUGCCCAACUUGUGUGGUACCGCAACGACCUCCAGGUCAACAUGAUGUAUCACUCAAAGGGACGCUACUCGGAAAAUUUCUACAAGUUUACAGCUAAGGCCUCGGACAACGGCGCACGAUUCCGAUGCGAGGCAAGCAACGUCCGCAGCGUUAAACCUCUCAAGGCCGAGGUCAAACUCACCGUAUUCUUCGCACCAGCGCAGGUGACUAUCUCCGGCCCAACCGAGGGCAAAGUGGGAGACACUCUGCACCUCACUUGCAUCACGGCUAAUUCAAACCCACCAGCUGAGAUUAUGUGGGCUGUGAAUGGAAAGAAACGCCUCAACGUGCCCAGCAUUAAGCUUGACUCACCAGACGGCGGAUCUAUCACUUCUAGCAACCUUAGUGUCACUAUUCCGACGGGUGGGCAGCGGUCAUUGGCCGUCGUUUGCCAUGGAAACAAUCAGCACCUCUCGGAGACCAUUCUCAGAACCCACAGCAUCAAUAUUUUGUAUCCCCCUGGAGAACCAUUGAUUGUUGGCUACCACCCUGACUCCUAUGUGACCGCUGGCUCCACAAAGAAACUCUCUUGCAGAUCUGAAGGCGGUCACCCUUUGGCCACUUUGACAUGGUACAAGAAUGAUAAAAAGAUUCCUUCAACGGCUAAAGAGGUGAACAAGACCAUGAUUUCUGAAAUCACAGUGGCAAUCAACCAGACAGACAAUGAGGCGCGUUACAAAUGCGAGGCCUCCAACGCAGCCACUGAAGUGCCCUUGGUUGACACGGUGACCAUGCAUGUUUAUUAUCCUCCUGAGCACGUUGUGAUCCGCCAAGACCCUCCUAAACUGAAGCCUGGACAAAAAGCUACCCUGACCUGCGAGAGUAGUGCCAGUAACCCCCCGGCUGUUAUCACUUGGUGGAGGGCAGGAAUUCCCAUUAGCACUGCCCCUGGUGACAUCACAAAUGCAACUGGCCCUGGACUGUAUGGAGGCAAAACCUCUACCAGCACUCUCUCGAUCAACGUUGCCCCUGACUCUGAUGGCCUCACCUACACUUGCCAAGCCACUAACACGCAGAUGCGCAUCGAUGUCAACCAAAUGAUGAAACUCAACAUUGUCUACAAACCAGUCUUUGAUGGAGAACCAACUUCAGGCAUUCGCCAAGUGACGGCCAUCGAAGGCGAGCAGGGCCAGUUGGCCAUAAGUCCUAGAGGAAACCCUCCUGACUUGAAGUUGACCUGGUUCAAGGACAACCUGCCGUACAGAGCAUCACCUUUGGUCACUGUGAGUCAAUCUACCCUCAACUUCUCCACAGUCAAGCGAGAGGAUGCUGGAAUUUAUGCCCUGGACGCUUCUAACUCCGAGGGCACUUCUUCGGUCAAGGUCCAGUUCAUUGUCAAAUUCUCGCCUAAAAUCACUUCUGUGCCUCGAGUUGUGAUUGUUGCUGACAAGGAAGAUGCAACCCUUACUUGCAGUGCAGAUGGUGAACCUCUGGCUAUGGAACACUUCACCUGGAAACGAGCUGGUUUUAAUGUGAAAGAAAGGGCCACCGUCACCUACGCCAAUGGCACAUCCUUCCUCAGGAUCCACGCACCUACCAAGGAGGACAUGGGACAAUAUGAGUGCAUUGUGAACAAUGGCAUCGGUGCCGUUGCCAAGGCCAAUGCUACCAUGCUUAUCAAGCACAAGCCUGAGUUUGAUAUCAGUCCGGAAAUCUCAAAAGCAGCCGCAAAUUCUGGAAACGAAGCCAGACUUGUCUGCAGGGCAAAAGGUGCGCCUCAAGUGAACUUUGAGUGGAGAAAGGGAAACUCAAACAUAAAUGGAAACACCUCGGAUAGGUACAUUACAGCUGUUAACAAGUUGGAUGAGCUGACAUAUGAAAGCAUUCUGGUUAUCAAAGCGGUUAAGCAGAAUGACUUUGGCACCUAUGAUUGUGUGGCCAAGAACUCCAUGGGACCUGCUGUCCACAACAUCAAGCUUGAGAUCACAUCUAGGCCUGACCCUCCUAUUUCCAUUUCGAUCAUGAACAUCACGCAUGACUCGAUCACAGUCAGCUGGGUGCCUGGAUUCAAUGGAGGUCUUCCACAAGCUUUCAGGCUCAACUUUAGAAGGGUUGGAACUGAAGCGUCUCACACGGUUGACGUGACUCCGUCUAAUAGCACCAGAUACAUAAUUCGAGGAUUGCACCUUGGAACUGAGUAUGAGAUUACAGUGAAAGCCAAAAACAGGCUGGGUGAAAGUCCAUACCUGCAGAAUCCAGUCAGAGGCAUGACACUGAACGUGGCGCCUGCCACUCCGGCGCCGCCUCCCUCGUCGGCGCCAGGGCACGGCGCCCCCUCCCCCUCCUCUCCCUCGGCGCCUCCGCCAGCCCUGGUCGCAGGGGUGGCUCUGUGCGCCGUGCUGCUGGUGCUACCCUUGGUGGUGGGUCUUUGCUACUGCGUGUCGCGGCGCAGGAGAAAGAACAACCGAUUGCUCACAGGUGCAAGCGAGCAAGGGAGCAACAAGAGUGGCAACAUAGAGAUGUAUGCCCCAAGCAGUUUCAACGAGACUGUGACUGGAGAGACUCUGAGCUCUAUUUCUGAGAAAAGUGAGACUUACUCUGGAGAGGCUGUUGAAGAAUUCAUCGAACAAGGCUCGAAGCGUGCAGCCAGCACUUACCUGAUUGACCAGGUGGAGCCGCCGGCGCAGUAUGCGGGCUACAUGCACCCCGGAAGCCGGCAGAGCACCCUAACCAGGCAGCACAAACCCGUCGCGCCCAACCAAGAGCUCGACCAGGAGGCUGUCUACGUCGACUCACUUCGCAGAAACGCUUACAACCACUCCAUUGGGGAGCACAAGGGCUAUCACCCUGCACCUCCCCCGGAGAUGGACCCCUCUGCCUACUACCCCCAGGAGCGCUACUACCCCCCGCCACCAGGCCCCUUCAGCCGACCUCCCUUGAGCAACGGCAUGGCCCACCGUCACGUGGUGCCGCCGCCUGACGUCACCAUGUUGGUGCACGCGGCCAACGGCCCUGUGGUGCCUCGAGUGCCGCCCAAAGUGCCCUCGACGCCGACGUCGCACCUGACUACCUUCACCCCUCACCAGGCGGCCGAGGGGCGCAGCCUUGAGACUGAAGGCCACCUCGUCUAGUUUCCGGCUUAAGUGCUGGAAUUGAACUCUGAGAACUUCGCAGGGAUUUGGACACUUUGAAAUUCAAAGUGUGAAACUCUCUUGCGGUGCCGAAAAAACCAAAUAGAAUUUAUGUUUAAUUGCAAACACAUACAAUGCUCUACUCCAGUUAAAAAGUUAUGGGAUGAACUCUAUUAAUGGUGAAUCUCACGAGGGUCUGCUCUCUCCGUUUCUCUAGUUUCCUCAGCUAAUCGAAGAGUUUUUGUUUUAGUCACGAGAAUCAAAGUUUGGCUUGAGUGUACUUUGUUUCUUUUAUAAUUUGUGUAAGCUAAGUUAUGACGUGUUAGUGUAAUUUAUGGAACAAUAUUUUGUAAAUUGAUUCUUUGACCAAUUUAAAUGCAUCAACAGGGAAGCCAUCAAAAGGCUCAACACUGGCAUAAUUCCGAACGCAUUUCUUGGAAACAAAAUUUUUUGAACUUCCACUUCAGAAAACAUUAUUAUUUUUGUAAUGACGGCUUUUGAAUUUUGUUUGAUUUUUUAUUUUUUUUUUUUUUAA